Molecule: messenger RNA, 553 nt
Organism: Prorocentrum cordatum
Lineage: Eukaryota; Dinophyceae; Prorocentrales; Prorocentraceae
Source: the annotation of a GenBank genome assembly
GAGGGACGACAACGGUAUGGAGAUGCCAGUACUGCGGCGCAGCGUUCGGUACCUACGAGAUGGCGGAUCGGCAUGAACAGACAGUGUGUCCACGUCGACCCGGGGCUGCUGGCGGCGGGAUGCCCUACCAGCAGAACCCCUACCAGCAGAUGCAGCAGAGCCCGUACGGAGGCGGGAUGCCCCAGCAGCAGUUUGCGCAGGCCCCGCAGCAACAGCAGCCGCAGCUGAUGCGGUGCGGCCGCUGCCAGCAGGUCUUCGGCAUCCCACCAGGGCACGCCCAGGUGAAGUGCCCCAAGUGCAUGACGGUGAACGCCUGCCCCGCACCGGCUGCCGCCCCACAGCCGUCCAUCCCGACGAUGGUGUACAACCAGCCCCUCGGCGUGCAGCAGGCGGCCACGGUGGGCCAGCCCGGCCCGCCGCCCUCGGGCCGCAAGAAGGCGCUCCUCGUCGGCAUCAAUUACCCGAGGACCUCCGCGGAGCUGAGGGGGUGUAUCAACGACGUGCAGCGGAUGUCCGGCGUGUUGACUCAGAUGUAUGGGUUCUCCAGCGUUAA